Molecule: messenger RNA, 693 nt
Organism: Saccharomycodes ludwigii
Lineage: Eukaryota; Fungi; Ascomycota; Saccharomycetes; Saccharomycodales; Saccharomycodaceae
Gene: IRC19
Product: Irc19p
Exons: 1
Coding region: 1-693 (230 amino acids)
Source: RefSeq, a predicted model, not a curated record
AUGGUCAUCAAAUUUGUUCAUAAUAAGUUUUGUUUCGAUGGGGUAUCACAUAAAUUUGAAUUACCUAUUUUCGUAUAUUCGUCAGCCCACAAUCAACCAUUAGGAUCUACAACAGACCCAAAUCUUGGUGGUUUUUCUAUUUCACCACAUAUUUUAAGGAUAUACUAUAGAAGAUUUAUCAGAUUAAAACCAUUUAUCUCCAAAAGAAAAAUGAUUAAAACCGGCUAUGUUGAUUAUAUCAAGUUUAAAUUUAAAUAUGAAAAUUACGAUUUGAAAAGGAAAUAUGUUUUGCCACAGGUUAAGCAUCCUACAUUAACACCAAAAUUAUUCCUAGAAAGGCUAACGAAUUCCUAUUCUUUUAUAUAUAAAACUUGUGUAUAUUUAGAUCCUCUACGUACUGUUAAGGAUGGGGAACAUUCUAUGUUGAAAGACAAUUUAUAUUGUAAAAGAGUAUUAAAAAAUAUAUUAACCACAGAGUUUAUGAAGAACAGCUUAAUCAAAAAAUCCCCCAGUGAAUUUUAUCCCAUUUUUAGGAAACAUUUUAACUACUUGCAACAAGAUAAUGGCAUUACUGAAAACAGUACAGAUAAAAAGAAAUUACAGGAAAUAAAAAAAUCACUAAAAUAUACUAAUAUCGCAGAGUUCGAUUUUUGCUUAAUUUUAUUAAACGAACAACUAAACACCAUGCUAUAA